This is a messenger RNA of Pestalotiopsis fici W106-1, 459 nucleotides long. RefSeq lists its product as uncharacterized. NCBI's taxonomy places the organism in Eukaryota, Fungi, Ascomycota, Sordariomycetes, Amphisphaeriales, Sporocadaceae. Bases 1 to 459 code for a protein of 152 amino acids. The record is from RefSeq and is a predicted model, not a curated record. The transcript has a single exon.
AUGAAGAUUCUUACAGUAUUUGCAUUGAGCGCCUCGGUAGCAUUUGCAGCUCCGUCAAGCCCAGCCAGCCCGCCCACGCCCUCCACACCGUCCAGCCCAUCAAGCAUAUCAUUGGGGCACGACAAGACAAAUUCGAAUACUCUCACAAGCUGUACCCCGGACUCCAUCGCACAGUGUGUCGCAUCUCUAGGGCUGGAUGGGAUAUCAUGCUUUGCUCAAGUCUGCACGACAAUGGGAGCCACAGAGUUGAGGCGGCGCCAGACCAGCAACGCUACAGCUGCUGCCACCGACGACCUAGAUGAGACCGACGGCGACGAUGACGAUGAGGAUGUAGAGGAUGACUUUAGGGUCGCGGCCCAUGACGAUACGCCGGCGUCCUGCACUGAAGAUAACCUGCUGGACUGUGCAGUGGCCCAGUGGAGGAAUCCCGACAUUUGCUUUCAGCAGCUGUGCCUCUAA